AUGGCAGUCGAGAAAUUUGGUCCCCACCUUAAGACAAUUCUCGAGGCGAAACACAUCGAGGCUAUCUACGAACUCUGGGGGGUCGAUUAUGCCGUCAAAAUUGAACUUCCUGAAGACGGCGAAACUCCGGCGACCAUGAGACCGGGUUAUUGUGGAGCCUAUAUGUCGCAUUUCGAGGACGGUGGCUUAUCAUUUCCUCUUCCUCGUUUUCUUCUUGAGGCGUUGGCGGAGCUUAAGAUGGCGUUUACCCAGAUGGCGCCUAACUUUUUUCGCUAUUUCUUGGCCACCUGGGUCCGAGCUCAGGAGGAAGGUCUUGAGUUCGGCCUCAGGGAGUUGAAGCAAUUGUUCGCUAUAAAGCGGAACAAUGGCUUUCUUGGCACGAUGAUUCUUGCUCCUCGCUCUGGUCGUGUUAUUAUUGAAGGCAUUCCCAAUAAAGAUGAUCGAUGGAGAGAAAAUUUGUUUGUUUUUAAGGUUAACCUGGCGUCGGUCGGGGAUUUUGAAUUUGAAAGGAUCCCUAGGGAAUGGUCCGACGACAUUGAGCCCUUCGGCCCUGCGCCCAUGACUCCCGAGCUUCGUGGGUUAAUGGCUACUUUGCGACGUGGCAGUCCUCGAUGGCUCGCUUUUACUCAUGACCGAAUUCGAACCGCUUAUGCUCUCCCGCUGGGUGUAAACCGUGCUACUCAUGUUGCCUUGGUGGCUCCCGUUCGGCCCAAGAAAGGUCGUGGCAACAAGAGGAAGAAGGAGAAGGAGGUGUUGCUUGAUCGUCCUGAUGACUCUUCUGAGGCCAGGUCGUUAGAGCGAGCUCAGAAAGUUCAGCGCGGGCCGGUUCUUAGAUCGAGGUCGCAGGCUCAGUCUCCUGGCCUUCUGGCUAGGCCGGUGUCGGUUGCUAUCCCUGCCGGCGGGACUCGUAAGGCAUCGGAUAACUCGGCGUUUUCAUAUGACAACGUGAUUCCUAUCCUUGAGAACCCCGAUUCUCUUGCUGCGAUCUGGCGUAAGAUCAGAACGGAAGGAUGCGAGCUCCCUUCUCUGGAGCGUAUGCGAGAGAGUGAUGCCUAUGUUCGGAUGGCAGUUGCGAAUGCCAAGGCUAUGGAGGCGAGCAAUGAAUACGCCGCUUUGAUGGAGGGGCGAUUGGCUAAUUUUCCAAGUAAGGAGGAGAUCGCGGGUCAUUUUCUCACGAUCCAACAGCUUCGAGGUGAGUUGGAGGUUGCUCGGGAGGCAGAGAGGCAGCGCGAAGCGGAGAUUGAGGAGUCGAAGAGGAAGUUGGCUGCAGCUGAGGCGGGAAAAGUCGCUAUUCAGAGCGAUCUUGACUCGAUGAAGGAGAAGCAUAGGCGAGAGAUCGAAGGUCGAGAUAGGCAAGCUCGCAAAGAUCGCUACCUUGCUCGUCUCUCUCUUGCUCGAGAAUAUGAUGGGGAAACGGCUGCGGAGAUUCAUUUCCAAGAGGUGCGUGCUCGUAUUGAGGCUUUGACUGAGUAUAAUGAGGGUGGCUUCGAGCUCAAGGCGGAGUUGGAGCGUCUUAAAGACCUGGAGAUUUCGCUCGAAGUUGAUUACGGUCUUGCUUCGGUGUCGGAUCCUUCUCUUAGUCGCCUCGAUCUUCCUGAUAUUUCUUCGAAGAAACAUAUAUAUGUCUUCGACGGAUUAUGGGAUAAUACCUCUUUAAUUGUAUGGAGGCGUAGAACAGAGACUGAUCAGGAAUUUGUUUUGUGGGCCUUUAUAUGGCCUGAUUGCAAGUCAAUAGAACAGGCUACGUUUAGGGGUUGA
This is a messenger RNA of Brassica oleracea var. oleracea, 1758 nucleotides long. RefSeq lists its product as uncharacterized. Bases 1 to 1758 code for a protein of 585 amino acids. The transcript is spliced from 8 exons. NCBI's taxonomy places the organism in Eukaryota, Viridiplantae, Streptophyta, Magnoliopsida, Brassicales, Brassicaceae. The record is from RefSeq and is a predicted model, not a curated record.